UGGAUUGGGAACCGUUUGCCUAAUUUACGGUCUUCCAUUACUUUCCCAAUUUUUCCUCGUUUUUAUUAGAGCUCGACGCGGGACGGGAUCUCGCGCGGGAUUUUGCGGGAGCCCCGCAAUCCCGCACUUUUUUCGAUUUGCGGGAUUUAUACCGCGGGAUCCCGUCCCGCAAACAUUUUUUAAAAAAUUUUAUCCCACGGGGUCCCGCAAACGCGAUUUUGCAGACCCUUAGUUUUUAUCUCCUCUUUCUCAUCGAUUAUAUUUUCUUAUCUUCAUCCACGUUUUUGUCUCCAUAUCCCAUCCCCCCCCUCCCCUCAAAUUUUCCCUCUAUAAAAAUUUAAUUGUCUUCAUCGCGUCUCUAAUUGAUUUUUCUUUUUGAUUUUAUAAAUUUUUAUUUUUUAGCUUCGGAAAAAUUGGCUAUUCGGCUUUGGCAUUGCCCUUUUUUGACCCGAUAAAAUGUCUGUUGUCGAGAAAAAAACUUUGGAUUACACUGUGGACUUUCCCAAACUUCCGGAUGCUCCUUCAGCAACUUCAACAAGUUCUAGCGUCCCUUCUGGUGCUUGGACUGGCUCUGCUCAACCGGCAAUAAAAUCUUCUGUUGUAACCGAGGCGUUUAAAUUAAGUGCUGAGGAACGUGCUUCUCAUGGUGGAAUUGGACGCCCUUUUGGUGGACCGGCUUCUGAGGAACAACAAAAAUGCAAUCAAAUAGCGCAAAAAACUGGCACCAAAAUCGAACUCAACGAGGCAAAGGAUCAGUCAAUCACGAUUUUGAUAACUGGAAAACAAAAGAAUGUUGAAGAUGCCCGAACUCGUCUAGUUCGUGAACUUCAAACACAGGCAACCGUUCGGCUUGAAAUUCCAAAGGAAUAUCACAGUUUUAUUAUUGGCAAACAAGGCUCUAAAUUACACCAACUUGAACAAAAAUUCCUUUGCCGAAUUCAUAUGCCCAAUCGUGAAGAGAAAAGUGACGUUAUUCGUAUUGUUGGCCCAAACGAGUUUAUUGUUGAAGCGGCAAAACAAAUUAAGGCUAUUGGAGAUGAAAUGGUUUAGUUUUUUUUUAUUUACAAGGAGAGGUUGCGAGGCAAAAACGACUCAAAAUCCUUACUAGAAAGGGCACAUUCUCUAUCGAAUGAUCCCGGUCUCGACCGUCUUUAGGCCGGACAUCUCGCAACCUCUUAGUAGUAGUAGCAGUUUAUUGUUUGUAGGAAUUUCCGGUAGGCUUGUAAUUCCUUUUUCUAAAAAUUUUCUUCUUUGCUGACUUUUCAGCUAUUCAUAAAGUCUUUUUGAACUAAGGUUGGGGAUCUUUGAUAAUCUUCGUGUCCACUUUCAAAAGCUAGGAACUCCGAAUUCAUUCCUUGAUUUAUUCCCGAAUCUAUUGUACUCAACUCUGUUGCUUAUCUAUUUAGUGUUAGCCUCCCUUUUAGAUCUGUUGCCUUAAAUCAUACAACAGACGGUCACUGAAGUUGUUAUUGUUUUCGUUAUUUACAUACAUAUUCCUUUUAUUUUUGCUGUUUCGAUAGUCACCAUUAAGUCUCCAACUUUUCUACUUUUGUCAUUAUUUGAAAAAAAUGUUCUCAUUUUUAGGCAAAACAAAAGACCGAAAAUCUGAAUAUUCCGCGUUCUUUUUACCCUUGGAUUCGUGGAGUGAACAAUGAAAAACUUGAUGAUUUAAUACAUCGAACUGGUGUUAAAAUAAAUAUCCCACCUAUCCAAGCGAAUAAUGAAACAAUUAUUAUUAGUGGAGAACGUGAAAGUGUUGACGCGGCUGUUGCGGAAAUUAAUCAUAUUUACCAGGAGAAGGUUCGGAAAUUUAUUUUUUCAUCCGGGGCUUUUUUUAUUUAUACAAAAUUUUUUUGACUCAUUUGGGUCGGAAAAGAAGUCUUUUCUCACAUAUACUCUAUUUUUAUAGUAUAGCCUUUGUAACGUUAUUUAUUCGCCAUUCCAUAGCAAGGGCGUAUCCAGGG
Meloidogyne enterolobii is the source of this 1964-nucleotide messenger RNA. Lineage: Eukaryota; Metazoa; Nematoda; Chromadorea; Rhabditida; Meloidogynidae. The record is from the annotation of a GenBank genome assembly.